UAUAAACUGGGGUCCAAAAGGAAGUUCUUUGGGAAGCAACUCCAGGACACAGCCCCAAGAUCAGAGCUGCCAGUCCCCAACCCUCAGCCAGUGACACUGGGCAGAAACUGGAGUUCCCCAGAUGACCUGAUCCUGACUGGCCAGCAAGAAAAGUUCAUCUGCGGUACUGGGAGCGUGUCUCCUCGGCCCCCGGGGCAGACCCAUGGGCACCCCGGCCUCUGUGGCCUGCGACCCCCCGCAGUGCCGGGGUCCUGAGGCCCGGGCCCGGAAAAGAGCCGCUGCCAACAUCUUCCAGGACGUGGGGCUGCUGCAGCUGCGGCGCCUGUUCCGCAGCCGCGGGGAUGAGCGGGCAGAGGAGCGAGCCCGGCUGGUCUGGGAGUACGCGGGCGACCGGCGCACGGCCCAAGCCCUGCGCCAGCUCAGGAGGCGGCGGUGGCAGCCAGCAGCCCAGGCCAGCAGCGCCCCAAGGCUAGAGGACUGCAGCUCCCCCAGCGCAGACCCUGGCAGCAGCACCAGGCUGGAGGGGCCCAGCAGGGACAGGCAGCGCCCUGGCCCCAGGAGGAAAUGUCCAAGAACCAGGCGGAGGAAGAGGGGGCCUGGGCCCACAGGGUACCUGCACCAGCUCCAGCAGUGAGGGGGGCAGCUGGUGCUGGGAGCUCCCGGCUGCCUGGCCAGGCUCAGCCCCACAAGCUAGCAGACAGGCUUGCAGGGGGGGGGGAGGAGAGAUUCUGUCCUCACUGGCUAGAGCUGGGCCAAGCAGCUGCAGAUUCCUCUCCCCUCCUCCCCCCCCCAGUAGAUGAAGGGAGAGGGGAGCAGAGUGAGGGGUCCCGGGUGGGCUGCCCAUCACUGUGGGGACCAGCCAGAAGAGGACAGCUGCAGCCCAGGCUGCGAGUGGGCCUUUGAAACACCCCCCCCCCACCCCAUCCAACACUAACCGCCCUGAAAGCCCUUUGCUAAGGGCCAGGGCCUCUGGGACCUGAGUGGAGGUGAGCCUUGGCUGGCAGCUGGACUGGAGCCCAAAUGGGGAGGGGAGUGACCCACAAACAGGCUACCCUUCCCCCACCUGGGGGUAUGUGUGGGGCAAGUGCAGUCACUCAGCACCAGAGCUGGCUGUCUAGGGUGCCCAUCAGCCUGGGUCCAAGUCCCAUGGGGGAGCCCCAUCCUACUAGGGGCAGCCCCGCGCCUUGUUGCAUACAGCUGGACAGACUGUGUAAUAAAAGCCUGUGCAGGGA
Chrysemys picta bellii (western painted turtle) is the source of this 1232-nucleotide messenger RNA. RefSeq names its product arginine vasopressin induced 1 (gene AVPI1). The record is from RefSeq and is a predicted model, not a curated record. Lineage: Eukaryota; Metazoa; Chordata; Testudines; Emydidae. Gene Ontology annotation, biological process: positive regulation of MAPK cascade.